This is a messenger RNA of Corythoichthys intestinalis (scribbled pipefish), 4591 nucleotides long. RefSeq names its product choline transporter-like protein 5. NCBI's taxonomy places the organism in Eukaryota, Metazoa, Chordata, Actinopteri, Syngnathiformes, Syngnathidae. Bases 434 to 2569 code for a protein of 711 amino acids. The transcript is spliced from 22 exons. Gene Ontology annotation, biological process: transmembrane transport. The record is from RefSeq and is a predicted model, not a curated record. Gene Ontology annotation, molecular function: transmembrane transporter activity.
AAAAUGACUGCAGAGGUCAGUGUUUUGCUGCAACUUUCACAAAAACGGAGUCUGCAGGUUUAAAUAACGGUACCAAUCCGGCAUUUCACUCUUCUAUUUUAGUGGCUAAUAUCUGUGUUUGCAUCCUAAUAUAAUAAGAGCAGACGUUAACAAAGACCAAAUAAGGCGAGAAAACUCGCGACGAACAAAGAAAAGACAGUGGCGGACCCUUUAAGGCCAUUUUGGAAUAAUUAAUUACGUCGAGCUGUAAACACCGCUGAGGCUGAGCUGCGUGGCCGAAUUGGACCCGAUGAGUCCUCCGAGGAAGGUGGCCGUAUUUUGUUGAGCUUCCCCGUCCAUCACCCCGCUCCCCCCACCUGCUCACCUCACCUCGACACGUCAUUUGCUUUUCCCGGGUCCAAAUCGACGGCGCUGACUCCAGUAGACGAAUGCCAUGGCUCGGAAGUCGGACAUUCCCUCCAUAUACUAUGGUGAGCCACACAAGUUUGACCCCAAGUUCAGAGGGCCAAUUCAUAACAGGUCCCGCACGGAUGUGGUGUGCUGUGUUGUUUUUUUCAUCUUCAUCUUCGGAUACAUGUUACUGGGAUUUAUUGCCUGGUUCAGCAGCGAUCCCAAGAAGAUUGCAUAUCCAACAGACAGCUACGGGAAGAUCUGUGGUGAGAAGGAAAAUAUGAACAAAACAUUUUUGUACUACAUGAACAUGUUAAAAUGUGUUAGCAUCGAAACAGUGUUUAACUUCGAGUGUCCUACAGUCCGUCUCUGUGUCGAGAAGUGCCCUGUCAAAUAUGAAAAACUUUCAGAAGCCAAGAAGGAUCCAGAGAAAUGGAAGAUUUACAAGCAAUACUGCAAACCAGAAACUGACGAGAACAACCCGUAUACGACCCUCAUUGCAAAGGACGACUGCCCAGCGAAUCUCUUUCCAAGCAGACCUUUUCUUAAGCGAUGCACUUUAGCGGUGAAUGCCAACAAUACAGAACUGUUGAAAAAUCAGACAAGGAAUGGCACCACAGUUUCUGAAAAUUUUACUUCGAAUUUCGUUGAGGAUUUAGCGCUUUCCUGGAAAUGGAUUCUGUUAUGUCUUAUAUUUGCCUUGCUGGUCAGCCUGUUUUUUAUCCUGAUGCUGCGCUUCAUUGCUGGUGUGCUGGUGUGGGUCUUCAUCAUUGCUGCCCUUGGUUCUAUCGGCUAUGGUAUCAUCUACUGCACUUUGAAGUACAAAAAUCUUUCUGAGACGGAGGGUGGAGACAUCACCAUCUCACAAAUAGGCUUCCAGACAGAUGCUAAUGUUUACCUGGACCUCAGCGAGACGUGGUUAAUUUUCUUGAGUGUGCUGUCUGUGAUCGAGGGCAUACUUUUGAUUGUGCUGAUUUUCCUGAGGGAGCGACUGGCAAUCGCCAUUGUGCUGCUGAAAGAAUCAAGUAGGGCCAUCGGUUACGUCAUGUCUGCUCUCAUCUUCCCCAUCUUCACCUUCUUGCUGUUGAGCAUAUCCAUCGCCUAUGGAGCUGUCGUAGCAAUCUGUUUAUCUACAACUGGGGUCCCCAUCUACAAGAUUUUGCCUAAAGAUGGUUGCGUGUUAGAGAAUGAUGCGUGCGAUCCAAAGACAUUUAAUGAAUCAACCAUGACCGGCAAGUGCAGUGGCUCCAAGUGCUUUUUCUCUCACUACGGUGGCGAGAACUUCUUCCAACGCUACACGCUUGUCUUCCAACUCUGCAAUGUGUUUAUGUUACUGUGGCUGGUCAACUUCAUCAUCGCGCUCGGCCAGUGCACUAUGGCUGGAGCCUUUGCUUCCUACUACUGGGCACUGAGGAAGCCCAAAGACAUCCCUCCUUGCCCGAUCGUCUCGUCUUUCAACAGAGCCAUAUAUUACCACACAGGCUCGCUGGCCUUGGGUGCCCUCAUCCUCUCUGUGGUCCAGAUGAUCCGCUUAGUUCUCGAGUACCUGGAUAAAAAACUGAAGGGUUCCCAAACGGCUUUUGCUCGCUUCAUGAUGAGCUGCCUCAAAUAUUGUUUCUGGUGCCUGGAACGUUUUCUCAAGUUCCUCAACAGAAACGCAUACAUCAUGAUAGCAAUAUAUGGAAAAAGCUUUUGCACCUCCUCCAAGGAUGCAUUCUUCCUCUUGUUGAGGAACGUUAUUCGGGUGGCUGUUCUUGACAAAGUGACAGAAUUUGUAUUAUUUCUUGGAAAACUGCUCGUUACAGGAAGUAUUAGUGCACUUGCAUAUUUCUUCUUCUCCAAUCAAAUACCCCUUGGCAAAAUCAAGGUGCCCGUCUUAUACACUUACUGGGUCCCUGUGGUGGUGGUGGCAUUGGGAUCAUUCGUAAUUUCGAGUGGCUUUUUUAGUGUUUACUCCAUGUGCGUGGACACAUUGUUCCUGUGCUUUUGCGAAGACCUAGAGAGGAACGACGGAUCUGCCUCCAGGCCCUACUACAUGUCUCCGGAGCUGCGCAAAAUCUUGCACAAAGAGAAUGAGGUGGAGAUGUAUGAGUCCGUGUACGAGUCCGUGUAUGAGUCCAAGCAAGAGUCCAUGUACGAGUCUGAGUCAGAGUCCAAGUCAAAACAAACUGAUCAAUGAAGCUCACCUUCCUUUUUUAUCGGCUUGUUGGAGCAACAACUUUUCAAUGGGAGUCAUCUCUGUUGAACUAGUCACUAUCUUCAUUGUACGACGUGCGUCCAUUUUUUGGGUGUUCUUUCUGUUUUCCUGCAUUCUCUGCCUUACCCAAGCACAUGCCGCAAUGAUGAUUAUAAAGACAAAAUGAAUGACCUUGUACAGUGGUCCCAUUGGCACAAGCCAAUCAACUUCUUCAAGGUGAGGCGCACUUUGGUCUUCUGAUGUAAUAUCAUUUUGUAUGCUCUUUCCCUUCUGCAAAGGACCGUUAAGCUACAUAGACUAAAAUAAGCCCGCAACAUGAAUACUUCUGAAUUGACCUUUUGCAAAAGCUCCGCCCCCUUACUGUUGCUAGAUCGUCAAGCAUUGUUGUUUUCGUCAACUAUGACGAUAACGAAAAUAUUUCAUUGACGAACAAUUUUUAUAUGACGAUAUCGAGUCAAUAACGCGCUAAAAAUAUGUCUUGGAACACUAAAAUAUAACGAGACUAAUGGCUAUUUUCGUCUGAUGAGACGACAACGAGAUGAGUAUGAUUUUAAUUUUCGUCCGAUGAGAUGAAAAUGCAACAUAUUUUCUGUCAUAUUGUGUUUUUAGCUUGCUUUAAGUAAGCACAAAAGUCAUGUUCAGUUUUAAAACACCCUCACAAACAACCCACUCACUCAUGUCAUGCGUUUGACAACUAUUUAAAAUGAUGGUGCCACUUGAAAAAGUGUACCCAUACGCUUGUAAACACACCAAUAGGAGCGCUGCGAUUGUGCCAAUAGGAGCAUCGCGUUGCUACACUACUGUUUGGGCAACCCAAGCAGUUUAUCUGACUAUAGGUAACUCCUACCACCAGCUGAACAUGAUAAUCAAUAGGAAAUUUACACAAUUAACACAUCAAUAGGAAAUUACAACCUCAAACUGGUUGCUGGAACGCAGUGUUGUUAAUAACGGCGUUAGAGGACAACGGCGUUAUUAACGGCGUUAUUUUUUUCAGUAGUGAGUAAUCUAAUUAAUUACAUUUCUCAUCUUGGCAACGCCGUUGGUGAGGAUGUAAAAACAUGUCCAAAAUGCGGCCCGCGGACAAAUUUCAUCCGGCCUCCAGCCUUUGUCAUAAAAUCAAUAACGUCUCGCACGCACACAGACUUAAUAAACUGGUCAGCAGUACUGGUACCAGCAUAUGAAGUUGCUUACACACUAAAUGCUGCUCCUCAUUACCGACUAAAAGGCAGCAGCACUCUAAGCAACAUUACCCUGUGUGACCCUUAACUCCCAAUUUUCUAAAACGGUGACAAUCAACAAAAACAAGAAAGUUGACAAUUCGACGGCCGACGCUUCAAGGAUAGUUGGAAAUUGGACCAUUUCUUCACUAAAAUACACAACAACUGUGUCUGCCUCAUUUGCAAAGAAACAGUCACUGUGUGUGAGGUGAUAUUACCAAACAAGACACGCUGACAUGUACGACAAGAUUACAGGGAAGAUACGUAGCGAGAAAUUGAAGCAACUUGAAGCUAAUCUAAUUUCAGAGCAGCAAUAUUUCGCAAGAGCCCGAGAGUCAAAAGAGUACACCACAAAGGCUAGUUGUGAGAUUGUUGAAAUUAUUAAUUUGAAAAAAAAUAAAUAAAUAAAGCAAAUGUGACACACAGAAUGGCUUACUAAAAUUUGCUUAAAUAUAUUUUUCUACUUAAAGGACGUCAGCCAAGGUCGGCCCCCCACAUUUUUACCACACCAUAUCUGGUCCCUUUUGCAAAAAGUUUGGACACCCAUGAUGUAAAGGCAUACGUUACUAUGCGUUACUACGUUGGUUGAAUGACGUGAGAAAAGUCUGAGAAACACGGACUAACGGAGACGAGAGACAGGCGGAGUAGGAGGGAGGGAAGGUAGUUGUGAUUCCGUUGCAAAUGCGAUGCUAGAUUACCUGGGUAAUGACAAUGCUCAACUCGCGGCUCUGGCUCAACUCAUGCUGCUAGAUUAUAAAAAAAAAAAAAAAAAAAAAAAAAAAAACAA